Molecule: messenger RNA, 1457 nt
Organism: Ceutorhynchus assimilis (cabbage seed weevil)
Lineage: Eukaryota; Metazoa; Arthropoda; Insecta; Coleoptera; Curculionidae
Source: the annotation of a GenBank genome assembly
AAAUAAUCCAGAUUAUCUUUUGAUUAAAUAUCAUUUAUUUGUGGUUGCAAUCCUGAAGAGUGAUGAACAAAAGGCUGUGUAGCAGUUUAGUUUUCUUCGCCAUAUUUGGCGCAAGUUUUGCCUUACCCUUCCAGCAGGUGCAAUUGGCUAUAGAAGAUGUGUAUGAACCAACCCCCCAAGAUUGUCCAGCAUCCGAUGAUGGUCAUUCCGUUUACUUUCCGGCAGUCAAUUGUUCAAAAUUUUGGCAGUGUUCCAAUGGUGUUCCAUAUCUAUUUGAAUGCCCAUCUGGAUUAGAGUUUGACCCAGUUGCUAACGUUUGCGUAUAUCCAACAGUUGCUCACUGUACUGGUCGGGGAUGGUCAACUGAGGUUCCAACACAAGAAACUUCUACCGACUCAAAAACAUCACCUGCUCCUACAACAAGAACUACGCCAUCUCCUGCUACAACUGAACCACCAGCAACAACAGGUUCACCACCUAGUACAACACCGGAACCACUUACUACCAAAUCAACCUCUACAAUAACUAGUACAUCGCCAGCAUCCCUUUCUAGUACAACACAAACACCGCCCAGUACAACAAGUGAACCGCAUAGUACAUCAAGAAAACCGCAUACAACACAACCAACGCAUUCACCUCAUACCACACGAGCACCGCUUAGUACAACAAGGAAACCACGUACUACACAACCAACGCCUUCGCGUAGUACCACACGGGCACCGCAUAGUACAACAAGCACACCGUGUACUACACAACCAACGCCUUCACGUCAUACCACACGUGCACCGCAUAGUACAACAAGGACACCACGUACUACACACCCAACGCGUUCACCUCGUACAACUACACCUGAAAGCUCUGAAAGUUGCAAUCAUAGUUCCAGCUCGAGCGAAUCCGAUAGCUGCAGCAAUUCUAGCGGCUCCAGUGAUUCAAGCAAUUCUCAUCAUCAUCAUCAUCAUCAUCAUCACAGCGAUUCUAGCGGCUCCAGUGAUUCAAGCAGUUCUCAUCAUCAUCAUCAUCACAGCGAUUCUAGCGGCUCCAGUGAUUCAAGCAGUUCCCAUCAUCAUCAUCAUCAUCAUCAUCAUCAUCAUCAUCAUCAUGGUCAUCAUAAUCAUCACAGCCAUUCCAGUGGCACCAGUAGUUCUAGCAGUUCCAAUGAGUCCAAAAACCAUCAUAAGAAACAUGAAAUUCGUGAGAUCCAAAGAGAAGAAGAAAUACUGGAUAUAAAGCAAUUUUACAGAAAAUUGGCAUCAAAGAAAUAAUCCACACUAUACAUAAUAUACCUAGUGGAUAAUGGUAGAAAAUAAAAAUAUUUAAACUUGAUUUUAACUUUGGUUUUGGUUAUUUUAAUUUAAGAAAAAAAUAAGUGAUUGGAAAACUAUUUCCUAUCUGAUAUCAAGUAUAAUUGCAAUUUACAAAGGUGAUUUAUCUAUGCACGUUUUUUAAAAAUAAAAUAC